UGCUACAUUAGUUCGACUUGUUCGGUACGGCACGGUUGGUUUUGGUUUUCGCAAACGAUUUGUUAUACUCGCUUAGUCAGUUAUUUCUCUCGACCCAUAGCAGCAGCAGCAGCAGCUUGAUUUGUGCGGUCGUCAGUUGGUCCGUUUUAAUGGAGAGCGGGGGAGAGAAAACGAGAAAAUAAUUAAAACUAUUCAUUGUUAAUCAAUUGCGAGGUGCCCGUUCUUUUUCGCCGUCCGCCCUUCAUUGUUUGUUUGUACGUUUGCUUGUGCGUGUUUGUAAGGUGGUUGUGAUAAUUAUAAAACAAGUAUUGUAAUAAAAAUAUUUAUAACAGAAAAUGCAUAGUUCUAUGAAUUAAACGACAACAUCGAUACUAAGUUCACUUGUGCUACAGUCAGUUAGUCAAUACAAAUAUGCACCAUUAUUAGCAUAUCAAUUUGAAGUGUGUGCUAAAAGCAGUGUUCUAAUGCAAGGAGAAGAAAACCCAGUCAAUCAAACACACACCCACACAUACACGCAUGAAAGGAAAUGUAAGUGAUUGUUGAAUAAGGAAUACAAGAAAAAAAACAAGAGAAGUGAGUGUAGUGUGUGCAAAGUGGCGUAUGAUGGAUAUGCCACAAUAGAUAUAAUAACACUCGUCGGUGGGCCCAACAUCAUUCAUCCAUCCAUCCGUCGUAACCAUCAUCAACAUCAACAUCAUCAUUGGCGUUAUCGUUAUCGUUACAAGUCGUGGUCUCGUUUUUUGGCGGUUGUUGGUGGGGUGGUGAUUCCUACAAACUUACAAAAGUUAUUUUUGUAAUUUCGUCUUCGGUCAGUCAUUCGACGAAAGCGUAGUGGUAUGCGUUCGUGAGUGUGUGAAGAAUAUGCAAAUAUGUACCCACAAAUUGUGUUAUUGUUGUUGUUGGCGACUCUCAUUGAAUCAAAAUAACAAUAAAAAUAUAAAAAAAGAAUUGCUCAAAUCGCGCUACCACCAAAAGACGUUCGUACGUCUUGUCAAUUUUGGCCUUCAUAUGACAAUAUCAAUGGAUUUCGAUCAUAUUUCAUAAGUGUGCUUGGUGGGAAAAAACGGCAAAAUCAAAGCAAGGCUAUUUUUACGCUAUAAAGUGAAGUGAAAAUUUCCAAUAAACAAAAAUGCUAACGGUUCUAAUGAGAUAAACGUAACCAGAAGUACCAGUACCUACACACAGUACCACAAAUUGAAUUAUUGAUCUCUGUCAAGAUUCAACAAAAUAAAAGAAAUAACGGCAAAACAGACAUGCAACAUUUAAAUGUGAAAUGGGACCAGAAAACAUUCCACAAUUGAGCGAAGCUAAUUUGUUGUCAAUGGAUAUAGGGGGAGAUGCUCACAAAACGUCUGCUAUGGACAUCACAAACACACGAAACGAUGUAGACACUCACCGAACCCAAUCAAUCUCGUCUUGGAGUCCCGACAAUGACACUGGCACCGAUGUGGGUGACGACAAUAUGUCUCAAGUUGGCUCCGAUUAUUCGGAAGUGCAAAACAAUGAUUUGUACAACCAUGCCAUGCCAACCGACGAUGGCUUUGCCGACGAUGUAAAGUACCAUCCUUCAGAAAUGAUGUUAAGGCCCACAUCGUCAUCGACAAUUCAGUUCAAUUAUAACUUUCCUCCCUUGUCGACGUUAGCGAUGCGACCAUCGCAACGCCCACACCACCACCUGCCUCCACAUGUUCCAGAGGACCAACAUUAUGCCCAUACUCACCCGCUACAGCAUCAGCAGCAAGAACAGCACCAGCAGCACCAAGGGCAUCUCUUCAGAGAUCCCAGGGAUAUGUGUGCGUCGCCCACUGUCGAAUGUAUGCCGCAUGCUCACCCUAGUCAACAGAGUUACUUCCAUUCGAAUAUGUGGUAUCCAAAUGCACCAAUCGGCUCCUAUCGAUCCUAUGGAUCUCACUCCUGCGGCCGUCAAUUUGUCCCCCAAUAUUCCCAUGACCACAUGUUGGACAUGUUUCAAUUAUCCAAUAGUGGUCGAGAAGCGCGUAAUCGUGCAGAAAAAAAUAGACGAGAUAAACUCAAUGGCUCAAUACAAGAACUCUCAACAAUGGUAGCACAUGUUGCAGAAUCUCCUAGACGAGUUGACAAGACAGCUGUUCUCAGAUUUGCUGCCCAUGGACUACGUCUUAAGUACGUGUUUGGCAAAAGUUUAAACAACCAAUCGUUUCAAACCACAGAUACUCUGAUGAAAUUGUUAGACAGCUUCUUCCUGACUUUAACGUGCAAUGGUCAGAUUGUUUUAGUCUCUUCCAGUAUAGAACAACAUUUGGGUCACUGUCAGGCUGACCUGUACGGACAAAAUAUUUUGCACAUUACCCAUCCAGAGGACCAUCAAAUGCUCAAGCAGAAAUUAAUACCCACAGAUGUCGACAGUCUAUUCGAUAUCCAGCCUGAAGAUGAAAAUGGCGAACCAAGGCAACGAACUCAAGCUGAGGAAGAAGAAAUCGAUCGAAGACUAAGGGAAGAUCGACGUAGUUUUACAGUGCGAUUGGCAAGAUCGGGACCUCGGUCGGAAACAACCAGCUAUGAAUUGGUUAAAAUCGAUGGCAGUUUUCGCCGUAGUGAUAUGGCCCCAAGAGGUCUGAAGACAGGCACAUUACCCUCCACCCUGCAGCUAAUGCGUAGAAGUCGAGGUCGGGAGGACAUAUUGCCAUUGCAUACAAUAAGUGGAAAUGAUAUUGUUCUUAUUGCCAUUGCUCGCAUUGUGCGACCGCCUGUCAUAAAUACAGUCCUUGAGGCCAAUCGAUUAGAGUACAAGACGCGUCACUUGAUCGAUGGUCGCAUUAUCGAUUGCGAUCAACGCAUUAGCUUGGUGGCUGGCUAUAUGACCGAUGAGGUGCGAAAUUUAAGUCCAUUCACCUUUAUGCACCAGGAUGAUGUGCGAUGGGUUAUUGUAGCUCUGAGGCAAAUGUAUGACUGCAACAGUUCGUAUGGUGAAUCCACAUAUCGACUAUUCACCCGCAAUGGAAAGAUCAUAUAUUUGCACACCAAAGGGUUUCUUGAGAUCGACAAGACCACCAAUAAAGUGCACUCGUUCAUCUGUGUCAACACCUUGCUCAGCGAGGAGGAAGGUCGCCGGCGAGUUCAACACAUGAAGACCAAAUUCUCUGUGAUCAUCGAUACCAAGAUACCACAGUCACUGGCGGAUGUACCUGCCUCGGAAAAUCCGCUGCAAUUGGAGAAGGCCGUACUGUGUUUAAUACAAAAUCUGCAUCAAUCUGCCUCCGAGGAUGAGACUGACUCCAAUAUGUCAACCUCUAUGACAUCUGCAGCAUCUUCGUCAAAGUCACAAAAGCACCACCACAUGUACCAUCAUCAAAGUCCACAUUCACCCUAUGCCACCACAGCUCAAGGAAGUCGUCUGGCAAAAACUCCACCAUUGGCGUUGGUCCCACCGGCAGCCGAAUCUAUUAAGAAUUCAAUUAGCAAAAGCGUUUGCGUUGUAAAGACGACAGCUGGGAAAUUUUUACAAGUCCAUAAUAGCGAAAUGUCCUAUCGGCCAGCUAAUGGUAACGAUUCUGGCGGUGAAUCAUCGACCAAUGGAGAAAGAAGUCGUUAUUCCAGUAAUGUGGAUAGUGAUACAGAACUGCAAGGAUUCUUGCCAUAUGAUACAACACGGAUAGCGCCAACCAGCGGAAUGAAAAGAAAAAUAAAUUAUUCCACUUCGGAAACGGAGGAAGAUGAUGAAUACAAAGUACCUGCACAACGAAGAAGAGCCACAGAGAAGGUGUCUGAGAGUUCCAUAGAACAGCUGGAUAGUAGACAACUUAAUGGACCAUUCGAGUUAUUAGAAGAGAAUCUAGAUAAUGUAAUUGAGGAGUCAAAUAAAAAUCAACACAACUACAGUGAUAUAGUCAACGAUUUUGAAUAUCCACCAAGUGAUUUUGAAAGUGGAAACGACAAUGCCAAAGGAAAUGUCAACGAAAUGUCACCACCCUCCUAUCAGACGGGCAGUUUAGAGUCCCUUGCACAACAAAGAACACCUGAAUGCAAUGAGGAACUAGACUCAUUGCAAUCGCCUAAUUAAGCGAAAGACUAGAGUACCUUAACCUCAAUGCCUCUGAAAUGAUCAAGAAGUAACUAAUACCUACAGCUACAAAGCCAAUAACGUAUCCUUUGAAGAUAUUCAAACAGGUUUCAUAGGAGAAAACUAUUUUACUAUAUAUUGUAGAUUUUUAAAUUCGUUAAAACCUCGGGCAAUGCCAGUAGCGGAACUUAAGAAAAAUAUACAAAAAUCCCAUACACUCAAAUGAAAACACGCCCCUGUCCAACGUAAGCAUAAACAUAUUUGUAUUUGAGUAGGUAUGUAUUGUAGUUAUUAUAUGAAAUCAAAUCAUCGUUACAAGAGAAAAUCGAAGACAUUUUUAAGGAUUCCAAUGCCAUUUUUUAACUUGUCAAAGGGCUUUAGAGAUUAGACACACAAACAACCAAUACCACUACUUAUACUACUACUACCUACACACAGACACAUUUAUGUAUGACUGGAUCAGACAUUAAAGUCCUUCAAAGACUAAUUCAAUUAUGUUGUUGCAAUAAUUAUUAAAAUUUUUGUAUAUAAAGAAGAAAAAUAAAACCAAACAAUAUUUUAAGCAUACAUUAUAUGUAUACACACAAUAUGAAAAUACAUAAAUAUCUACUUACUACAUAUACAAAACUAUAUUUAUAUAUAAAAAAAAAUAAUUAUAAUGAACUUCGGAGUUACUAAUGGUGCAAUUUACACUUAAUUUCUACAAAACAAAAAAAAUUAUAUUAAAGAAAAAAUCAUCGAGUUAAUUAUAAGAUACCCCCUCUUUGAAUUAAGUUAAAUAUGAAAAUAAGCAUAGGUUCAAUGUUCUGGCUAAACUAACCAAUGGUGUCCAUUUCAAACAAAAAAAAAUACGCUAUCUUUACGAAAAUUAAGGUUUUAUAUUUUUUUAGCAACUUUAGCAAUGAACAUGAAUUGAAUUCUGGUAGUUUAAAAACAACCUAAAGGGACAAAGACCGUUUAGUCAGAUCAAAGACAAUAUUCUAAAGGGCCUUAUCAGUGGUACAAUUGUAACGUUUGUGACAGCAACACAAAAGGAGAUCGCUCUUACCGUCAUCAAAUUGAUUCAAACUUGAAAUUUUCAAACCAACCGUUGUUAUUUUAAAUUUACAGCUUAGCUGACACGAAGUGUUGCCAAUUCAAACCACCACCAACUGUUUUGUGUGAAAAUAUUUCUUAUUGAUAUUGAAAAAAUGUGGGGAUGUAACCCAAUUGUCCGAAUCAAUUCACUUUUGCUUGAUAUGACCACCUUUUGCUUUGAGUCGGCAAAAAAAUGAUAUUGAAACUGCACGAAUGCAACCUGCGGGUAUUUUGGCCCAUUUCCGUACAAUGGCUUUCUUCAGCUCAACCAUACUGGCAUAUUUGUUGCUACUACACGAUAAUACUUGUCACAUGAGCUGCCACAUUCUGCAUUAUGUAGUCUUAUGUAUGUUAAAUACCAAUAGAGGGCGCUCUAAUCGACAUGUAUUCUCAUAUGUGUUAUACUUUUUUUUCAUAGACAUGUGUCUACAUGUAUGUUCUAUGAAAUAAAAGCUCGAUUUAAUCGAAAGAAAAUUCAUAUUUAUUGCAAAAACCAUUUGUCAUAUUAAAUUUUCUUACGUAUCAAACGAUUUAUACAACUUUCAGAUUUGCUAUUUAAAUAACAUAUGACUAGUCAGAUCGUGUAAUAGCAGCUUUACUCCAUGGCCCAAUUAGAAAAGUCCAUCGGAUUGGUAUCUGACGACAAGGACAGCCACUGGUUGGCUGAACUCAACACUGUAGCUAUUUAUACCCUACACCAACACUGUGGUACAGGGUAUUAUAAGUUUGUGAAUUUGUUUCCAACACUAAGAAGGAGAAGAGCUAGACCCAUUGAUAAUAAUACCGAUGGACUCAAAAUCACUUUGUGAUUCGAUUUUGCCAUGUCCGUGUCCAUGUAUUCUUGUAAUCAAAGUGCAGGUCGUAUUUGUUGCCCAAUCAUCACGAAAUUUUGCACAUAUCACUUUUUGGCCAAAGGACGGACGCUAUUGAUUUCAUUAAAAUCCGUUCAGAUUUAGAUAUAGUUCGCAUAUAUAUAUGUAUAGUCCGAUUUGCACUUAACUGGCCGUACUAGCUACAAUUUUCAACCAAUCUACACAAAUUUUGGCACGAACUGUUUUGUUACUGAUUUUAAUAUAUUUGCAAAAUUUCAUCAAAAUCGGUUCAGAUUAAGAUAUAGCUCCCAUAUAUAUGUAUCGCCCGAUUUGCACUUAAAUGACCGUAGAAGCUACAAAUUUCCACCGAUCUACACAAAUUUUGGCUCGAACUGUUUUGUUACAGAUUUUAAUAUAUUUGCAAAAUUUCAUCAAAAUUGGUUCCGAUUAAGAUAUCGCUCAUAUAUAUAUGUAUCGCCCGAUUUUUACUUAAAUGGUCGUAGAAGCUAAAAUUUUCCUUCGAUCUGCCCAAAAUUUGGCGUGGAAUGUUCUGUUACUGAUCAUAAGAUAUCUGCAAGAUUUCAUCAAAAUCAAUUCAGAUUUGGAUAUAGCUCCGAUAUAUGUGUAUCGCCUGAUGUGCACUUAAAUGGCCAUAGAAGCUACCACCGAUCUGCACCAAAUUUGACACGGCUGGUUUUUCUACUGAUCUUAACAUAUCUGCAAGAUUUCACUAAAAUCGGUUCAGAUUUGGAUGUAGCUCCCAUGGAUAUGUAUCGCCCGAUUUACACUUAUAAAACUGUAAUAAACACAAUUUGUAAACGAUCUACACAAAAUUUGGCACGGGUUGUUUUGUUACUGAUCAUAAUAUAUCUGCGAAAUUUCAUAAAAAUCAGCUCAAAUUUGGAUGUAGCACCCAUACAUAUUUAUCGUCGGAUUUUCACUUAGUAAAGCCGUAAAUAAUUUUCAAACGAUCUAUUUGAAAGUCGCUUCAGAUUUAGAUAUAGCCCUCAUAUACAUGUAUAUUUAUAUAUUGCCCGAAUUUAUAAUUUUAGGGUAGGUGUAGGGUAUUAUAUAGUCGGCUCCGCCCGACUUUUGCCUUUCCUUACUGGUUUUCAUUGUCGAGUCCUGUUGACAAGUCCAUGGUCUACGACGGAUUAUGUGUUUCCGAUAAUAAGUCGCAUUUACUUUGACGCCAGGCUUGUUGAAUACGAUUGGAGAACGGCCAUUGGCGGUCACAGCUGCCCAUAUGGUAUGGUGUAAGAUCGUGUGCCUUUUGGGAUUUGCUUUGGUAUUAGAUCAUUGGGCCCGUUGGACUUUAACUUGAGCUCGUUUUUAUACCCUCCACCAUAAGAUGGGGGGUAUACUAAUUUCGUCAUUCUGUUUG
Molecule: messenger RNA, 7312 nt
Organism: Stomoxys calcitrans (stable fly)
Lineage: Eukaryota; Metazoa; Arthropoda; Insecta; Diptera; Muscidae
Product: hypoxia-inducible factor 1-alpha
Exons: 11
Coding region: 1274-4039 (921 amino acids)
Biological process (GO): regulation of transcription by RNA polymerase II
Cellular component (GO): nucleus; aryl hydrocarbon receptor complex
Molecular function (GO): RNA polymerase II cis-regulatory region sequence-specific DNA binding; DNA-binding transcription factor activity, RNA polymerase II-specific; protein dimerization activity
Source: RefSeq, a predicted model, not a curated record